GCUUCCUUAUAAGGAGACAGUGAGGGGCAGGAAGCUGCGCCUGGUGUAACAGAAAAUAGCUUCCUCCUGCUGUCACGCUGAGUGUGUGAUCUGUCUCCGGAUCCCAGGGUGAGGGAGCAGCGGUAAGGUAGUGCCCAGGACCCGGCAUCAUGCAGGACCCCAAUGCAGACACAGAAUGGAACGAUAUCUUGCGUAAAAAAGGCAUCCUUCCUCCCAAGGAGACUCCAAAGGAGGAAGAAGAAGAAGAGGAAGAAGAAGCCCAAAUCCUUAAGCUACAAUCUGUUGUGAAAACCUAUGAUGACAUGACUCUGCAAGAGCUGGAGGAGAAUGAGGACGAGUUUAGUGAAGACGAUGAAAGAGCCAUCGAACUGUACAGGCAGCAGAGGUUGGCUCAGUGGCAGGCGACCCAGCUAAAGAAUGUAUUUGGGGAAGUGUUAGAGAUUUCUGGACAAGACUAUGUGCAAGAAGUAACAAAUGCUAGCAAGGAUCUCUGGGUGAUUUUACAUCUUUACAAACAAGGAAUUCCACUGUGCACCUUGAUAAACCAGCACUUAGCUGGAAUUGCCAGAAAAUGUAAAGAUGUGAAGUUCCUGAAGUCCAUUUCUACCACGUGUAUACCAAACUAUCCUGACAAGAACCUACCCACUAUUUUUGUGUACCGUGAUGGUGAAAUCCGUGCUCAGUUUAUAGGGCCGCUAGUAUUUGGUGGUAUGAAUCUAACACAAGAUGAAUUAGAGUGGAAGUUAUCGGAGUCUGGCGCUAUCAAGACAGAGCUUGAGGAAAACCCCCGACAACAAAUCCAGGACCAGCUACUAACUUCAAUCAGGAGUUCAUGUGCCAUAAACAAAGAUGGUGAUUCAGAUGAGGACUGAUAUUCAGUGACUUUUAUGUUUGUCUGUUUUCAAUGUGUUGUUUUUUUUUGUUUUUUGGGUUUUUUUUUGUAUUCUUUUAAACUUCAUCCGUGCUUUAAAACUAUGGGUGAUCUCUGUGUUGGGGUUGCAAAUGAAGGGUUCCAAUAAGGAGGAAUGCAAUACAUAACACUUGAAAGAGAAAAAAAAAAGUCCAUAUUUUUUAUAAUAAAUAAUACAAUCUGCACCUGAAUAUAGCAUAGUUGAGACAAGACAGAUCUUGUGGCAUUAUUACCUCUGACAAAAACUGCAUCUAGUGGGCUGUCAAAUAAUGUUUUGUUUAUUUGGGAUUUGCAUUGUUAGUGUAAAGCUAUACAGCUAAUUCCAAUGACGAAACUGGCUGAUGCUUAACAAUUAAGUGAAUACAUGUGCAACAUUUUUAAGUGAAAAAAAAGAAAUGAAAAAAAUAACAGGCUCACUGCUCUCCAGGACUUGACAAGAGAGGGUAGGUAAGCCGUAGUGCAGCCAUUAUAAUGUUACAAGUACAAACUAUUACAAGGCACCCAAGCAGAUAAUCUAAAGGUGUGUGCACACGGUGAGAUAUUGCCUUGCGAUUUUGACCAUGUAGUAAAAAUCGCAAGGAAAGUUCGUGCAAAUCACAAGUUGUUAGCCACCUUCGGAUACCGAUGCAAUCCCAAUGCACACUCCCGUGGGGUUGGUAAUGCAAGGUUAGAUAGACUGUGCACAGUGGCAAACGCAGGAUUUGCAUGGGGGGGUUUCCAGAACUGGGUGGAGCCAAUCACGGGGGUGGGGACUGUGGUGACCCAGUAUAUGCUGGGUCCGUAAAACUAGUGUGUAUGUAUGUAUGUAUGUAUAUAUAUAUAUAUA
This is a messenger RNA of Pseudophryne corroboree (corroboree frog), 1736 nucleotides long. It is a transcript of the gene PDCL3, whose product is annotated as phosducin like 3. NCBI's taxonomy places the organism in Eukaryota, Metazoa, Chordata, Amphibia, Anura, Myobatrachidae. The transcript is spliced from 7 exons. The record is from RefSeq and is a predicted model, not a curated record. Gene Ontology annotation, molecular function: protein folding chaperone; vascular endothelial growth factor receptor 2 binding. Bases 150 to 872 code for a protein of 240 amino acids. Gene Ontology annotation, cellular component: cytoplasm. Gene Ontology annotation, biological process: angiogenesis; positive regulation of gene expression; protein folding.